This is a messenger RNA of Saprolegnia parasitica CBS 223.65, 2034 nucleotides long. RefSeq lists its product as hypothetical. The record is from RefSeq and is a predicted model, not a curated record. The transcript is spliced from 6 exons. Gene Ontology annotation, molecular function: calcium ion binding. The coding region runs from base 1 to 2034 and encodes 677 amino acids. Lineage: Eukaryota; Oomycota; Saprolegniomycetes; Saprolegniales; Saprolegniaceae.
AUGGGCGGUCUCCUGCAGGCCCUCGGCGUCGAGCCCACGAACCAGAACAUCGUCAGCGCCAUCGUCGACAUGGACGUCGGCCAGCGCGGGACGGUCUCGUUCGCCGACUUUGCCGCCUACUACAAAGCCAACUUUCUCCCGCGUCAGCCGCUCAAGACGGUCGCGUCCAAGCACGUGGCGGGCAUCGGCGAGGCCAAGCAGGCGUCGUACACGCUGCCGCCAAAGUCCUUUUGCUUUGGGAAGGCCCUCCAGCGCGACAAGGAGAACGCGGGCCAAGUGCUGCGCCAGCAUGGCGAUGCCGGCGAUGAAUAUGGCGGCCGGCGCGCGACGACCUCGGUACUGCGGCGCCCAACAACAACAACAACAACAUCGUCAUCCUCCAAGGUCAACGAAGCGCGAAGCUCGUCGUCCUUAUCGGCGACGACGCCCAAGCCAAAAGCCGACGACAUUGACCAUGGCAUGGCGUUUGUGCUGUCGCAGAUCAAGACGCAGCUCAAGGCCAAGGGCGCGUCCGGGCUCCAGGGCCUCUCGCGCCGCUUCCGCCUCAUGGCAAGUCACGGCGGGAGCAUCGAUUGUACGGCUUUUAAAAAAGCGCUCAAGGAACUCCAACUCGACGUCUCCGAGAAGGACGCCAGGCGCCUCUUUGAGCUCUUCGAUGUCGAUCGCAGCGGCAGCAUCGACCUCAAUGAGUUUCUCUUGGCGCUCUCUGAGCCCAUGAACGCGGCGCGGACCGCGGUGGUCCGCGGCGCCUUUGAGGCCUUGGACCGGGACGGCAACGGGGUGCUCUCUGCCGCAGACAUCAAGGGCCGGUACGACACGAGCAAGCACCCGGACGUUCGGUCCGGUCUCAAGACGGACGUUGAAGUCCUCACCGAGUUUCUCAGCAUGUUCUUUGAUCCGUCGCGCGCCAAAACGAGUAGCGUCGUGACGUGGGAUGACUUUGCCCAGUACUACGAGCAUCUGAGCAACGUCAUCGAGAGCGACGAGGCCUUUGCGAGCAUGGUCAUCAACUCGUGGCGCGUCCGCGCGCCCGUCGCCGCCGCGUGGAGCUCUGCCCGGCCUGGCACGGCCAAGUCCACCAAGUCUGUUGCCAUUGCACCGGUCAUUCCGGCCACAAAAGGUCAUUUCCCGAGGACGACAACUGCGUGGAUGUCGUCCGACUCGGCGAGCUCUCUCCUCUACAACGCCAGCCCGUCGUGCUCAGGAUCCGAACCGACAAGCGAGACCGGUGGCAUCGACAUCGCCUCUCUGGACGCUGGCAAAAAAGGGGUGGUCGCCCGUGUGACGACGCAAAUGAAGGCGAUCGGAGUCCCCGCGUAUGCUUGCAUUUUGCGGCGCGCCAAGCUCACGCCAACCUUGUCGCUGGCCGACUUCAAGACGACGAUGAAGGACGCCGGCGUGAUUCUCUCGGACAAGGACUGGCGCGUUCUCUUUGAGCUCUACGACCCCAAAGACACGGGCACGAUGAGCUUUGCGUCGCUCGUGCAGCAGCUGCUCGUCCAGCGCCUGCCCGACGCCCGGUGCGCGAUCCAUGGCAGUCUUGCCUAUGGCGACUUUAUUGCGCGCUUCGACCCGAGCAGCCACCCGGACGUCCGAUCCGGCAAGUGCUCGGAGGCCCAAGUCCACAGCAAUUUCCACGACGCGUUCGUGCUCCCGGCGUCGGGGCUCGUGACGCAGGCGGAAUUUGAAUCCUACUACGAGAUGGUCAGCAACUCUCUCGACGACGACAGCGUCUUCGAAGCCACGGUGCGAGACGUAUGGCACACACGCUUCGAUGUGACGCAGGACGAUUAUGACCAUGACAAUGACACGGCAUCCUUGCGCAGCGCCGUGACGUCGGUCAAGACGACCAAAGACCCACUGCGCGUCUACGAAGAGAGCGUCAAGGCGCAACAAAUCCUGCAAACGGCCAAGUCGAUUGCGAAUGCCGACGCCGCACGCAUGCGUCGCGCCAGCCGACCGACAAAGAGCAGCAUCGGACGCGCGACCAAGGCCAAAGCGUCGUCUGCGAGCCAGCGCAAGUCGUGGACGUAA